AUGUCCCCAGAAGAAUCAUGGGAGCACAAAGAAGACAUCAGUGAAGCAGAGCCAGUGGGUGGCUCCUUUGGAGGUGGAAGGCCCCCAGAGGAAAGUGCCCAGGAGAUGAUGGAGGAGGAAGAGGAGGUACCAGAACCCAAAUCUGUGGAUACACCGCCAGGUGCUCCUAAGAAGGAACAUCUCAGUCUUUGGCAGCACCACCUCAUCGCCCUUGACGUCCAGCGUGUGAGCAGGUCCCGCUGGCAGAGGGCACUUUCGGAUGAGCAUGGAUGCCCCCCACAGCAGCUCCACCACUGGGAUAUUUGGCUUUGGGUCAGGACGGAGUGGGAGAACUGGUCUCAAGAACCCUUUCUGGGGAGGGUUGAAUCCGAACUCCCUGGGUGCAGCUGGCCAGAGCACACCCUCUACCUUCCACAUGGCCAGCACACCUCAGGACACGUCUGGGAUUGCAGCCACCACCUCGGGCUUUGGAGCUACGACCCAGAUCACCCGCAGCAGGACCAGUUCCUUAGUGUAUGGCAGUACCACCCCAUCACCCUUCAUGUCCUGGGUGCCAGCAGGCCCCGCUGGCAGUGGGGGCUUUGGGAUGAGCGUGGCUGCCCCCAACAGCAGCUCCACCACAAGGACGUUCCACUUUGCGGCAAGGUGGAGUCGGAAAACUGGUGGUACAGCACCUUUCGAAGGAGGCUUGAUUUAGAAAUCCCAGGGUGCUGCUGGACAGAAUACAUCCUCUGUCUGCCACGUGGCCAGCACGCCUCAGAACACAUCUGUGUUUGCAGCUACCACCUCGGGCUUUGGAGCUACGACCCAGACCACCAGCAGUGGGACCAGUAGCUCAGUGUUUGACAGCGGCACCUCAUCACCCUUCAUGUCUGGGGUAUCAGCAGGCCCUGCUCACAGUUGGGGCUUUGGGGUGAGCGUGGCUGCCCCCCACAGCAGCUCCACCACUGGGGCAUUCAGCUUUGGGGAGGACAGAGUGGGAGCAGUGGUGGCACAGCCCCUUUCUGGGGUGGCUUGAGUAAGAACUCCCUGGGUGCAGCUGGCCAGAGCACACCCUUUGCCUUCCACGUGGCCAGCAAGCCUCAGAAAACGUCUGUGUUUGCACAUCAGAUUUGGAAUGGGCUCGGUGCCGGAGUCCAGCUCCAGCUGAGGUGUGGGUCACGAAGGAAAGGACAGCGUCAGCGAGUGAGAUGAAUGAGGAGACAAAACACACAAUUAAAGUUGUAACAUCUCCUGACAUCAAGCGGCAGGGUCUUCAUUUUUGUAUCUUUCUACGGUUUUCAUAAUGUUGAACAUUUUUUAAAAUUAUGAAUAAUACAUUACUUUUUCUGUCAGUUUACAUAAUUUCAGCUUAUUACCCUUAAGGAAAUAUCAUUAUUUCUUCUAAUAGUAGCCAUUUAAGAUUUAAUUUUUAACUUUCCCCUAGUCUAUUUUGAUUGGUAAAUCAUGUAAGCUACGUGUUAGGUGCUAAACAGAAAAUGGCGUAAGACAGCGUGUGGGUUAAGCGUGUGGGCUAUGAUUUUUACUUUAAGCGUGUAAGAUUAUAUAGACUUUUAGAUAUGUGUCUAAGGCUAUAUAAAGUUUAAGCAGGUUAUAUAAAAUGCAAUCUAUAUGUCUUUUGGUUAUUAAGUGUAACUAUAUUAUUAAUUAAAUCCUAUCCUACACAUGUG
Messenger RNA from Manis pentadactyla (Chinese pangolin), 1670 nucleotides. RefSeq lists its product as uncharacterized. The transcript has 4 exons. Lineage: Eukaryota; Metazoa; Chordata; Mammalia; Pholidota; Manidae. The record is from RefSeq and is a predicted model, not a curated record. The coding region runs from base 1 to 834 and encodes 277 amino acids.